CAUGGGUGCAGCACCCAUGCUCAGCUUGUGAGCUUCACCCCAGGAGAGCAGCCAUGGCAUUGAGGAACGUACCUUUUCGCUCAGAGGUCCUGGCCUGGGACCCCGACGACCUUGCAGACUAUUUCAAGAAGCUGAACUACAAGGACUGUGAAAAGGCAGUGAAGAAGCAUCACAUCGAUGGGCCGCGGUUUUUGAACCUGACAGAAAAUGACAUACAGAAGUUCCCCAAACUGCGAAUGCCGAUUCUCAGUAAGUUAAGUCAAGACAUCAACAAGAAUGAAGAGAGGAGGAGCAUUUUUGCACGCAAACCCCAAGUGCAGCGGUUUCAUGACGAUAGAGAAAGCCACGAAGAGGACAAUGGGGGCUGGUCUUCCUUCGAGGAGGAAGAUGACUAUGAAAGUCCCAACGAGGAUCAGGAGGAGGGUGACGGUGACUAUGAGUCUCCCAUUGAGGAUGAGGGUGCAGGGCUGCCCCCCGUGGAGGACGAUGCCGAUUAUGAGCCACCACCCUCCAACGACGAGGAAGCACUGCAGAACUCCAUCCUGCCUGCCAAGCCUAUCCCCAACUCCAUGUAUAUUGACCGGCCCCCCUCCGGGAAGGUCCAGCAGCAGCAGCAGCCGCCUGUGCCCCCCCAGAGACCUGGGGUGGGCCUCCCUCCACCCACAGCUGCCCGGAAUCACAUGCCACUCCCCCCACCCCAACUCAACCACGAAGAGCCUAGCAGAAGCAGAAACCACAAAACAGCAAAGAUCCCUGCUCCUUCCAUAGACAGAAGCACGAAACCUCCCCUGGAUCGGUCAUUAGUUCCAUUUGACAGAGAGCCCCUCACACCAGUAAAGAAACCUGGGAUUUCUGAGAAGCCCCCCACCCCUGCAGGAAGGCCUUUCGGGGAACAUUUACCCAAGAUACAGAAGCCUCCUUUGCCACCAACCUCGGAAAGACAUGAAAGAAGCACUCUUCCGGGAGUGGGGAAGAAGCCACCUGUGCCAAGGCACGGAUGGGGACCAGACAGAAGAGAAAAUGAUGAAGAUGAUGUGCACCAAAGGCCUUUGCCCCAGCCAGCCCUGCCCUCCAUAAGCUCCAACACUUUCUCUUCAAGACCUCCCAAACCAUCCUCCAAGUUCUCCCUCCCAGCACCUCAUGUCCCUGGAGCAUACUCAGAAAGUAACAGUGGUUUUGUUCAGAGUGCAUCCCUGCCACCAUACUUCUCUCAAGGCUCGAGUAGCAGAGUACAGCCCAGAGUUGAUAACAGGAACUUCUCCUUGCCAGCUACAAGCAAACAUCGGCCACCAUCUCCUGGGGAAGAAGAGAAUCCAUUAAAUGAAGAGUGGUACGUUUCUUAUAUUACUCGACCAGAGGCAGAAGCUGCUCUUAGGAAGAUAAACCAGGAUGGCACUUUUCUGGUCAGAGACAGCUCUAAAAAAACAGUAGCUAACCCGUAUGUCCUCAUGGUAUUGUACAAAGACAAAGUUUACAACAUCCAGAUCCGUUAUCAGGAGGAAAGCCAAGUUUACUUAUUGGGAACAGCACUUCGAGGGAAAGAGGACUUUUUGUCUGUGUCAGAUAUUAUUGACUACUUCAGGAAAAUGCCGCUUCUGCUCAUUGAUGGGAAAAAUAGAGGUUCCAGAUACCAGUGCACAUUGACGUACUCUGCGGGCUGUCUGUAGCACGUCAGUCAAGGCACCCUUCUCCUGUGUCUGUUGCCAGCAUGGGAAGAUCAGGCAAUCCUAGUGAAGGAACGAACACUUAGAACUGAACCAAACACCUCAAUGACAAUACAAGUUUUUGCCCUUUCACUUAAAAAAAAAAAAAUUGAAAUGAAGACUGUCGAUAUCCCAUAAUUUAUUUAUUUUUUCUUCAUUGUCUGUAAGUGCAUGAGUCGUAAUGUUACACUUGAAUCUAGUUGUGCACUGUAAUAAUUUUAACAAAUGUGUGUUUUGAUUACCCAUCUCAAAGUACAGUGGUUAAACAACUAUGGAAACAAUUUGGAGCAAGUUUAAAAACACUGAAAUAGUAAUAGCUUUUGGUUCCACAUAAAGUUGAUUUUUUGUAGCCAAAACUUUAUCAGAGACAAUCAUCAGUUUUAGAUGUAUAAUUUAAAAAUUACUAAAAACUUACAUUUUUAGUAAUUUAAGAGGUUUUGCAGUUAUUUCUUUUUUUUUAAUUAUUAUUUGAUAGUGUUUGCUGGGGGACUUUGUGUACUUUUUUAUGGACAGAUACAUGCAUGUUUGGAUAACUUCCUGGGAUUAAACUUAAUUUACCUUUUGCUUUACUUUUGGGUUCCUAAACAACUUUAUUGAGUAAAGUGCCAUCAUAUCAAGGGACUCACACCCCACCUUCACUCCCACCCCACUUUAAAAGCAUUUUCAAGUAAUGUAGAUUUUACCAAAGUCUUCCUAGAAGAUGAAAGAACAAUACACACGCAUGGGGAAA
Messenger RNA from Condylura cristata (star-nosed mole), 2433 nucleotides. It is a transcript of the gene LCP2, whose product is annotated as lymphocyte cytosolic protein 2 (SH2 domain containing leukocyte protein of 76kDa). The coding region runs from base 54 to 1667 and encodes 537 amino acids. Gene Ontology annotation, biological process: cell surface receptor protein tyrosine kinase signaling pathway; intracellular signal transduction. NCBI's taxonomy places the organism in Eukaryota, Metazoa, Chordata, Mammalia, Eulipotyphla, Talpidae. Gene Ontology annotation, molecular function: protein binding. The record is from RefSeq and is a predicted model, not a curated record. The transcript has 21 exons.